CACACACACACACACACACAUACUGCCUCUCCUGUGCUCCAUUUCACGCACCUACAGUCUCACAUACAGGAACAGCAGACAGGACGCAAAACAAGGUGACUCCUGCAGAGGCCAUUAAAGCAGAGCCAGAUAAGUAAACAGUUUGGUGUCUAUUGACACAGCUUCAUCAGUGACCCCAGAGACAUCAUGUCAGGGGACGGUAGCCAGGGUGACAAAACACAGUGCAAUGGAGUCAAAAAUCACAGGUCAGCUCUUCCUGCUGCAAUGCUCUCACGAAAAAAUGUCAGUAUGUGGGGCGUUCUCAAAAAAUGCAUUGGGAUGGAACUGUCUAAAAUCACAAUGCCAGUGAUUUGUAACGAGCCUUUGAGUUUUCUUCAGAGAUUGACUGAAUACAUGGAGCAUACAUACCUCAUCCAGAAGGCCAGCACUUCACAAGACUCCAUCCACAGAAUGAAGUGUGUGGCAGCUUUUGCUGUGUCAGCUGUGGCCUCACAGUGGGAGAGAACAGGAAAACCCUUCAACCCACUGCUCGGAGAAACCUACGAGCUGCUCAGAGAGGAUCUGGGGUUCAGAUGGGUCUCUGAGCAGGUCAGUCAUCAUCCGCCGGUCAGUGCCUUUCACGUCGAGGGCAUAAAGAGCGACUUCAUGUUUCAUGGCUCCAUUUAUCCAAAAUUGAAAUUCUGGGGAAAGAGUGUGGAGGCCGAACCUCGUGGAAUCAUCACCUUAGAGCUUCCUCUCCACAAUGAAGCCUACACCUGGACCAACCCGACCUGCUGUGUUCAUAACAUUAUCAUGGGACAACUGUGGAUUGAGCAAUAUGGAAAUGUUGAAAUUAUUAAUCAUAAAACUGGGGAAAGAUGUUGUUUGACUUUCAAACCAUGUGGCAUCUUUGGAAAAGAGUUGCAUAAAGUGGAAGGAUACAUUCUUGAUAAAAGUAAAAAAAAGAUCUGUGCUCUGUAUGGCAAGUGGACGGAGUGCUUGUAUUCUGUGGAUCCAGCGACAUUUGAUGCUUACAGAAAAUCUGACACAAAGCGCUCUGAGAAGGACAGGAAGGGAAGCACACAGAGUAACAGUGCGGAUGAGGAUCCGGAUGAAAUGCCUCCUCCAGAAGCAGAGACAGUGCAGGUGAUUCCAGGAAGUGCACUGAUCUGGAGGAUAUCACCGCGACCAGACAACUCCGGAAAAUACUAUGCUUUCACAUCAUUCGCUCUGCAGUUGAAUGAGCUGAAUGCAGAGAUGGAGCGAGUCCUUCCACAGACAGACUGUCGUCUGAGGCCUGAUAUCAGAGCCCUGGAGAAUGGAGACAUAGAUGCAGCCAGUGCAGAGAAGAACAGACUGGAGGAAAAACAACGAACAGCUCGGAAAAAUCGCUCCAAAUCAGACGAGGAAUGGAAAAUAAGGUGGUUUCAUCAGGGGCCGAACCCUUACACCGGAGCCCCAGACUGGCUCUACACCGGCGGCUACUGGGACAGAAACAAACCACACCUACAUAAAAUAAACUCAAACCAAACCAUACAUCUGGAGGAACAGAGUGUCCUGCCCCUCAGCAAAUGA
Messenger RNA from Cyprinus carpio (common carp), 1554 nucleotides. Its product is annotated as oxysterol-binding protein-related protein 1. The record is from RefSeq and is a predicted model, not a curated record. Gene Ontology annotation, molecular function: cholesterol binding. Gene Ontology annotation, cellular component: cytosol; intracellular membrane-bounded organelle; membrane. NCBI's taxonomy places the organism in Eukaryota, Metazoa, Chordata, Actinopteri, Cypriniformes, Cyprinidae.